Molecule: messenger RNA, 684 nt
Organism: Aspergillus costaricaensis CBS 115574
Lineage: Eukaryota; Fungi; Ascomycota; Eurotiomycetes; Eurotiales; Aspergillaceae
Exons: 4
Coding region: 153-422 (89 amino acids)
Source: RefSeq, a predicted model, not a curated record
AAGGAGACGAAGGGUUGGGAUCGGGGAGGGGGAAGAAAAGAGGGAAGGAGAGGUAGGGUGACAAUCGGAAGGAUAUAAAUGGUCGCCUCCAAAGAGCCUUGACCGGAGGGAGAAGUGGGACGGGGUGGUUCAAAGGGAGAGAAAAAAAGCGGAUGGACAGAGGCGAAAAGAGUGAAAGGAAAAAAAAAGAAGGGCGAUUGUUUGAUGAUCACCUGUUCAGCGUUCAGCAGAACCCGGGGAGAGGAGGGGGGAGGCAAAACAAAAAAGAAAAAAUGAGGGUCCCUAAAAGAGGACAAAAAAGAAAAAUUGCAAAAGAGGAAAAGACUGAAUUUCUAGUGCAGUCGAAGAAGAAGAAGCCCAGAAGGCAAAGCCAUCAAGAAACACCCGAUCUGGAUGUAAGUCCCGCCGGGCCCCUGGACUGAAGGGAUCGGGUGGAUGGAUAACCUCGGCGGCGCUUACUGGACCAUCUCAGCGCGGUUUGCCUUUUGCGUGACAUGCUCUACAUCUGCAGAUGGUUUCAUCACUGGCUCGAUCGACGCAUCUGGCAAGGUAGUAGGAAGUCGACACAGGAGUCUGGUCUGUGGCUUGCCCGAGAUGCGCAUGCCUAUGAACCCUCUAGGUUGCGGGCCAUCCGUGACUGGUUGAUGCGAUGUAUACGCCACCUGUUGCUUGCUUGGAAGGGGG